UCAGUGGAAGGGCAGGACGUACACGCUCCCACGGAUCCAGGAUGACGCGGCAACGGAAAGGUGGUCAGUUCGGGGCGCUGUUGCUCCUGGCGGCGGUGACCCUCCACGGCGCAUCCUCCCUGCCCACCGCCUCCCUCGCCGACGUCCUCGCGCGGGCACGCCACCAGGAGGCGCCUUCCUCCCGCCGCCUGCAGGUUCUCGACUCCGAAACUUCAGGGAAAAACUUCACCGUAGUGGAACCGAGAGAAGAGGGAGAGGAGACGACGAAGGAGGAGGAGGAGGGCAAGGAGGACCACAUGGACGGCCUCCUGGAGUACCUAGAGCUCGAGACCUUGGACGCUGAAGACCCGAGGAUGGGCUCUCCCGAUGGACUGACGCUUCUUAGUCACUCGGGCAACGCGCUCACCUUCACGAGGGAGACGGGCGGUCGCGUGAGCCUCAACGGAGCGCCGGUAGAGGGCGUGCAUACCCUCCCAGACGGGACCGAAGUCUAUACCUUGGAGCGCUUUCUCGAAGACCACAAAGGGCGUCUCGAUGAGGCCUUCAGGUUCUUGAGCCAACAAGCCAAUCGACUCCAGCCUCAAGGAAGGAAUCUUGCGGCUGAGCAUCCCGCCAAAAUCCAAGAACAGAAAACGGAAUCCGCGGAAACAGCGUCUCAAGUGCCUCGCCCUCUGCCGGAAGCUGACGUCCCUAAGUCCCGCGUGGUGGUCAGCGAAGUCACGGAAAUAUCGUCGGAGAUCUCAGCCCCGGUGACUUCCAUUACGCUUACGAAAUUCUCAAUGUCCUCUCUCUCGGAUAAGCCAGUUCCCGCCUCGAAGACCAGCUCGGCGUUCGAAAAGACGGCGUCACCCAAAGGCACCAACGAAGUGGAGUCGAAGUCGGUAACAGAGACGUUCUCUGGUCCCCUGGUAGAAGAGGAACCGGCGCCACAGACGGAAAUUCCUGUGAGAACCUCGACAGUCGAAGUAGAUCCUGUCACAGAUUUUGUCUAUGAGCCAUCGCCAGAAGAGCCCAUACCUGUGACGGAUUCGGUGUUCGUAAGCCAAGUGGAAUUCGAAGGAAUCACAGAAGUGGCUGAGCCUGCAUUGGUUGAUAUAGUUCCAGCAACAGAGGCCGCGUGGGACCCAUCCAUAGAGGAAGCCAGUGCCGUAACGUCUAUUUCAAUGAAGUCUUCGUCCACGGAUCUUGAACAAAAAUCAAAAACCCACAAUGAGUCACCAGUGGUUAUUCCAGCAACAGGGCCAACAGUGGAAAUAGCUCCUGAGGACAUGAAUCCACAAACAGAAACCCUUUUCGAAACUGCGUCUCUUGAUCCUGUAAAUGAAGAAGAGGAACAGAAAGGUCUCUCAGCACAUGUUCUCAUCCCCAUUACAGAGACUCCGUUCGAGGUUUCGUCAGUGGAACCGGAACCAGUUACCGAGACCCUGUUCAAAUCUCUGCAAAAGCCUCCUCCAACAACGGAAUCUAUGGACGAACUGUCUCAGGACUUCACGCUGGAGAAUGAAACUGACUCUGAAAAUCCAAGGGCCCCUGUUGCUGUACCAGAGACAGAAAUCCCCACAACACCUCUGCUUGAUACAGAGUUGUCAUUCGAUAGUCACGAAAAUAUCAUCCCAAGGACAGAAAUUCCACUUAGGAGUUUGGCAGAAUCUCUUCCAAAGACUAAGAUUAUGGCCGAGGCACCUUUAGAAACCCAUCCAGAAGAAAUCCCUCAAGUUGAAGUCGUUACGAAUCUCUCACCUUUGCAUUCCAUAGAUACUGACAACGCUCAUGCAGGUGUUAUGGUUGAGACAGAAACACGACUCACAAAUGCUAAUGAUACAGAGACACCAGAAGCACUCAGUCACUCUCUGGACAUUGCAGGAAAAGAACAUAUCCUGCCCCAGGACACAUUAGUCGAAAGUGUUUACUCAGAGGAUCUCCUGGUAGAGAGGCAACAAAAUGUUAUCCCACAAAUACCGGUGGCCACGGAAGAAGUCGACAUCGCUUUGCUAGACAUAUGGAAGGAAGCUCUCAGCCACAGUGAAACUAACUCUUCAGGAGCAGAAAUAGGUGUUCCUGGGACUAUUCUGUCUCCUGAUUACUUCACAAUGGUGAACUUAGUGCCCCAAGAUGCCCCACAUCCGCUGUAUGGAGACACACCCGAAGCCGCAGCUCUUCGUAAGGAAUUCCUCCUAGACUACCUGGUCUUGGAGCCUUUCGACUUCCAGGACCCUAGAAUGAUUCAGCCUGAAGGACUUGCUAUUUCCAAUCUCGGAGGGAAGGAACUCAUAUUCUCUGUGGAUUCUAAUGACAACCUGACCGUCAAUGGGGUACCGGUAGAAGGCCUCGACGUCUUAUCCGAUGGGACAGUGGUCCUCACCCUGUCAGAUUUCCUUUUCGAUCACCGCCACGUGGUUGAUGAGAUCCUUCACGCUCUUCCAAGAACGAACGAAGGGUUAUUCGUCCAGAAACAUGGGCUGGUGUCUGUUCCUGAAGUGACAAGUACGAGUGAAACCUCAGAAGCCACGAAGAUCGAAGAAGAAAACACAGAUCCAGUAACGGAUACACCAAGUACGACAAGUUUACCACUUCCUGUCGCAAAAGCCGUGGUUUCUAAGGACUCCUCUUUUAACGAAGUAACGAAUCCUGCAGAGCCAGUCCCGAGCAAAGAACCAGGUCUCCCAACAGACAAGGCAUCGGAAGUAGAUGAAAUUUCCAUAGGAACCGAAAGGCCUGAUCCUACUGAAGAUGUCGUUAACGCCACAGAAAUCCCACAGUACCAGCCAGAAGAGCAGGACACAACAGGACAGGCUUUUGAAUCUGAAGAACCCACGGGUCUUACAGAGCCUCUCCUGACAGUCCCCAGAAUUCCCCAGCUCGUUGAAGAAGGAGAGUCCUCUUCACUGCUGAACUUAUGGCGUCACGCACUGAGACACCAGGACGCUGCCGCUACACUCAGAGAUAGUAGAGAGCCGAAGACCCUCAUUUCACCGGACUACUUUAUCGUCAUGAAUCUGGUUCCCCAAGACGCCCCUCACCCUCUCUACGACGACGCCCCUGAGAACGUGGCCCUACGGACGGAAUUCCUACUCGACUACUUGGUCCAGGAGCCGAUCAAUGUCCAGGAUCCUGAAAUAUCCUCGCCUGAAGGAAUCAGUGUGGUCAACCUUGCCGGGAAGAAAUUAACCUUCGCUGCCGAUGCACAAGGCAAGAUCAGCAUCAACGGCGUCCCGGUGGAGAUGGUGGAGAUCCUCGAAGACGGGACGCAGGUGUACACGGUGGAGGAUCUGCUCUUUACCCACAAAGCUCGAGUGGAUGAGGCCUUCUUCCACCUCGUCAGCCAGCCUGCCGAGUUUGGUCCCCUCGGCGAGCCCUUGGAUAUCCCUGAGCCUCCUACCCCUACAAAGGACUUCUUCGACACGCCCCUGCCAAGGAUCCCUCACCAGGUGGAUGCCGAGGACUCUUCUUCACUCCUCAGUCUCUGGCGCCAUGCCCUCAGGGAGCAGGAACCCUCUCUGGCGUUUAGGGAGGACACAGUCCCCAAGACUAUCCUGUCCCCCGACUUCCUUGAAAUGGGCAACCUCGUCCCCCAAGACGCCCCUCACCCCCUCUACGACGACUCCCCCAAGAACGUGGCCCUCCGGAAUGAGUUCCUCUUGGACUACCUCGUGCGGGAGCCUAUAAACGUGCAGGAUCCUAACAUUAGUUCCCCGGGAGGCAUCAGCGUCACGAAUCUCGCCGGGCACCAGCUCUCCUUCGCGGCGGACUCGGAAGGUAAACUGACCAUCAACGACGUGCCUGUGAAGAUGAUCGAGAUUUUAUCCGACGGGACGCAGGUGUACACCCUGGCGGACUUCCUGUUCGAGCACCGGGCGCGCGUGGACGAUGCCUUCCUGCACCUGAUCAGCCAGCCCGCGGAGUUCGGGCCGCUCGGGGAGCCUCUGGACAUCCCGACGCCAGCCGCGCCUUCUGCCGAAGUCCUCGCCGGAGACUCCCCUCUGACGGUGCCCAAGAUCCCCAAGUUCGUGCAGGAGAGAGAGUCCUCCUCGCUCCUCGAGGUGUGGCGCCACGCGAUCAAGCACCAGGACCCGGAGGCGACACUGAAGGAGGAUAGAGUCCCGAAGACCGUCCUUUCCCCCGACUUCCUCGAAAUGGCGCACCUCGUCCCUCAAGAGGCCGCCCUUCACCCUCUCUACGACGACGCCCCCGAAGCAGCCGCCCUUCGCGCCGAGUUGCUCCUCGACUACCUCGUCCUUGAGCCCAUCGACAUCCACGACCCGAGGAUGGCGUUUCCCGAGUUCCUCAACGUCACCAAUUUUGGCGGGAAAGAGCUCGCGUUUACGAGGCACAGGGACCGGCGAGUGAGCGUGAACGGCAUCCCAGUAGAGGCCGUGGAGGUCCUUGAAGACGGGACGCUGGUCUAUACGCUCGCCACCUUCCUCUUCGAUCACCGCCAGAGGGUGCAGGAGGCGCUGCAGGAGGAGGAGGCGGUGAAGGGGGCUGGUCAUGAGGGAGAGCUGGCCCUCCAGGACUCUCCUCGCGUGAUCUCGGAGUCAAGUGAACCGCUCCAGAAAGAAAUGGCCCAGGAGUCGACUCAGAAACAGGAGGUGAGUCAGGCGCAACAGGAAGAAGGUCAGACACAACAGGAGAUGAGUCAGUCUCAACAGAAAUCGAGUCGGCAAGAAGGGGAGGCGACUCACCCUCAACAGGAAUCGACUCAACGGACACAACAGAAGUCGACUCAGCCGCAACAGGAGGCGACGACGACUACGACCGAGGCACUGACUGAGACGACUGAGCUGCAAGAAGAGCCGAUUCAGACAAGGGCUGAAACACCUCAACCACACGAGGAGGAAGCGAACGAGUCAUAUGCCGAGGCGAAGCAACAACCUUCAAACCCAGAGGAAGAACCAACUCAAGGGCCAACUCAAGAACCAAGCCAAGAACCAACUCAAGAACCAUCUCAGGAACCGGCUCAAGCACCAACUCAAGGACCACUCGAAGAAGAAGCAUCUCACCAGCCUCCCCAGGUGUUGUCCCCACGAGCUCAAGAAGUCCUCCUGACGGUGCCAAGGAUCCCGCAGGAGGUGGACGAAGGAGAGUACUCGUCCCUCCUUAACCUGUGGCGUUUGGCGUUGAGUGAGCAGGGCGAGGAGGCGGCGCUCAGGGAUGGCAGAGAACCUCAAACCAUCUUGUCCCCCGAUUUCGUGGUGAUGGUCAACCUCGUGCCCCAAGACGCCCCUCACCCCCUCUACGACAGCGCCCCCGAGAACGUCGCCCUCCGCCUCGAGCUCCUCCUUGACUACCUCAUCCUCGAACGUGUCAGCGCGCAGGACCCGAGGAUGACACAGCCGGAAGGGCUCACGGUCACCAACCUCGCCGGGAAGGAGGUCACUUUCAGGGUCAAUUCGGAAGGAAACAUGACGGUGAACGGCGUAGAGGUGGAGGCGGCGGAGGAGCUUCAGGAGGGCGCUGCCGUGUUCACGCUGGCCGACGUCCUCUUCAGGCACAGGGAGCUGGUGGAGGAGGCCUUUGUCGAGCUCCUUCGGGAAUUUCCGGGAGAAGCUCUCUUAGAAUAUGGCUUUGACGCGCUGAUUGGUCCGGAGUCGCCCUUGCCUGAGGGAGAGGCCGGGACCGUCCCCAGGAUCCCUCCGGCCGUGGACGAAGGGGAGGCCUCGUCGCUCCUCAACCUGUGGCGUCAUGCACUGAGGCAGCAGGAUCUGGGGGCCACGUUGAGGGAUGACAGAGUCCCGAAGACGCUCCUGUCGCCCGACUUCCUGGAGGUGGUCAAUCUGGUCCCUCAAGACGCCCCUCACCCGCUCUACGACGACGCCCCUAAGAACUCCGCCCUCCGCUCCGAGUUCCUCCUCGACUACCUGGUCCUCGAGCCGGUGAGCGUGCAGGACCCGAGGAUAGCCUCGCCUCAGGGACUCACCGUGGUUAACCUCGGAGGGAAGCGACUCACCUUCAAGGCCGACGUCGAAGGACACUUCACGAUCAACGGCGUGCCAGUGGAGGGCGUGGAGGCGCUGGAGGACGGGACCUUCGUGUACACUCUGGCGGACUUCCUGUUCGAGCACCGGGCGCGCGUGGACGAUGCCUUCCUGCACCUGAUCAGCCAGCCCGCGGAGUUCGGGCCGCUCGGGGAGCCUCUGGCGGAGAUUCCUACGCCGGUCGAAGGCGACGCGACGGCGGAGGAACCUUUUCCUACGACGGUGCCAAGGAUCCCCAGUCUAGUGGAUGAACAGGAAGCCUCGUCCCUCCUGAACCUCUGGCGCCGUGCCCUUAGGACGCAGGAGCUUUCGGCCACGCUCAGGGACGAUAGAGUCCCGAAGACGCUCCUGUCUCCCGACUUCCUGGAGGUGGUCAACCUGGUCCCUCAAGACGCCCCUCACCCGCUCUACGACGAAGCCCCCGAGAAUGUGGCUCUGCUGAAGGAGAUCCUGCUGGACUAUAUGGUUCUUGAUCCUCUCAGCAUUCAGUCGACUCACUCAGGGGGUCUCAGGGUUACCAAUCUCGCUGGAAAGGAACUUGUCUUCGCCGUUGACAACCAGGAUAACCUCAUAGUCAACGGCGUAAAGGUAGAAGCGAUGGAAAUUCUCUCGGAUGGAACUCAAGUCUUCACCCUGACUGAUUUCCUCUUCGACCACCGCGACCGCGUGAACGAAGCCUUCCGCAGACUGAACGAACAGCCCUCUUUGUUCACACCGUUGGGCGAACCUUUGGAUCUCCAAGCCGAAGCUCACCCAUCUCUCAAGACAAGUGAACAAAUGGAUGACUUUGUUCCAGAAGCAGUUGCCAUUGUGCCAGAAUCAGUUCAGGAACAAAACGGGUUCGAUCAGACACCGUCAGAGAGCGUCGCAAAGGCGGACCAAACGUUAACGGAUUCGCUUCAGACAGAAACGCAGACGUACCCGGAAACAGCGGAGGUUUUGCGAGAGUCCGAGCAAGCGCUGGUCGAAGACGGUCAUGACUUGUCCGGAUCCGUGAAAGCACAGCAAGAAGCAACUGAAGCAGAGGUGGUAGCAGUUUCGGAUUCGGACUUGGAACUGCUGGAAUCGAUUCAAGCAGGAGCGGCAUCGGAUCGAGCGGAGUCAGAAGAUGUUCAAAUAGUUCCUGGAGUUUAUAGUAUCCAGUCUGAUCCUGUUCAGGUCGUGUUGGAAACGGAGGACGGACUGGUGGAUCCUAUUGAAACUGCUCCGGAAGAUCACAUUCCUUCCGAGUCGGUUCAGGUCCAAAUCGUGUCAAAAACAGAUGACACACCACUAGCACCUCUCCAAGCAGAGCAGGAAGUAGAGCAAACCCUGCCGGAGCCCGCACAGGAGCAGGCGGCGUCGGAAACAGUUAAAGAACCUUCAGAGUCAGUUCAGGACCUCUCAGAGCUGACCCAGGCGGUAUCAGAAACAGACGAAGCCACGCUAAAAGCUCUACAAAUAGAGCUAGAAACAGAACAGCCACAAGGACUGUCAGCCGCAGAGUCAACCCAGAGUCUCCCCGAAAUCCCCAAGAUCGUGGACGAAGGGGAAGCCUCGUCUCUCCUCGACAUCUGGCGCUAUGCACUCGAGGCUCAGGACCCGUCGGCUACGCUCAGGGAUGGCAGAGAACCAAAGACGCUACUGUCUCCCGACUUCCUGGAGGUGGUGAACUUAGUGCCCCAGGACGCCCCACACCCGCUCUACGACGACGCCCCUGAGAAUGUAGCCCUUCGCACGGAGUUCCUGCUCGAUUACAUGGCCCUGGACCCCAUUGAUGUCCAGGACCCGCAGAUAGCUUCAGCCGAGGGACUCCAAGUGACCAACCUGGCUGGGAAAACGCUCUCCUUCGCCGUGGACUUGGAAGGCAAUCUGCGCAUUAAUAACGUCCCCGUGGAAAUGAUCGAGAUUUUAUCCGACGGGACGCAGGUGUACACCCUGGCGGACUUCCUGUUCGAGCACCGGGCGCGCGUGGACGACGCCUUCCUGCACCUGAUCAGCCAGCCCGCGGAGUUUGGGCCGCUCGGGGAGCCUCUGGCGGCAGAGGCCCCGAGCCCCCAGCCUGACACCCUGGCCGAGGUCUGAGCUGACAGAUGCUGACGCCACGCUGCCGCCAUGACAACCGCUGUCAGAAACACUUUGCUUGAUUCUAGUCACAUUGUACAUGUUUUUUUUUUUUCUUGCAUUAAGAGUGAACAUGCAUUUUCCCGAUUUUUUUUUUUUUCCUUCGUUCGAAACAAUUGCUUUUUCUUUUUUUCUUUUUGUUUUUCUGUUUUUCGUUUGUU
Penaeus chinensis is the source of this 8239-nucleotide messenger RNA. RefSeq lists its product as uncharacterized. The transcript has 29 exons. NCBI's taxonomy places the organism in Eukaryota, Metazoa, Arthropoda, Malacostraca, Decapoda, Penaeidae. The coding region runs from base 42 to 8039 and encodes 2665 amino acids. The record is from RefSeq and is a predicted model, not a curated record.